Molecule: messenger RNA, 1010 nt
Organism: Aspergillus sclerotioniger CBS 115572
Lineage: Eukaryota; Fungi; Ascomycota; Eurotiomycetes; Eurotiales; Aspergillaceae
Exons: 1
Coding region: 225-566 (113 amino acids)
Source: RefSeq, a predicted model, not a curated record
CACAUACAAUGUGGUAGCUCCUAUUCUGGCAGCAGUCGAAACUCCCCCAGCAGCUCAACAUUCUCCCUUGAAUGAAGACUCAAAUUCCAAGCAUCACCAACCAGUUGAUGAGAAACGCUCGACACUCAGAGAGGCAGCCUCAAAGCCCCUCUCCACUGAUCUUACCGCAGAGACCUGUCUUAAUCAACACCUUGCCCACUGGCAUCGAUACCGCGGCUUAAAGCAUGGCCAUAGCUGCCCGUUUGGCUAAAACAGCCUUGAUCUACCUGGCCCCUCUUGCUCCUCUCCAGGAUGAUACAAUCUUUCAAUGGUUCCUCUACAACGCAGCCAUCGAAUCCUCGCUUUCCAUCCUGCAGGUAGCUCUCGUCCAUAUCAUCAUCUCACAGCCAUCUCGUCGGCGGUUCUACCAGCACAUCCCCACUCUAAGCAGCUGGCUAGGUAAUUGCCCCAAUGGCUGUUUCUGUGGCAUUCUGGCCAGUGCCAACUUCUACUUCCCCAUAUUUCUGGUCAGAGUUUUUGGGAAAGCAGAUGGCUCAAACCCAAUCAGCAACGAGAUGGGAUUAUGAACAAUUGGGACUGUUCUAUUUGCCUCGGCAACCAUAUUUUUCCUGGGGUUGGCUCCAGCGCGGGCAAUCUUCAUCCGACAGGCUGCUUCCAUCCUGCCCAAGGAUGCUCAGUUGAUUGUGCCUUUUGACCGUACGUUCGGUGGGAGAGUGGUCCCGUACGGGAGAACAAAUACAAUGGAUGCAUGGGGUAGCUUUGCCUUGAGUGGUCGCGUUCGCUAUUUUGUAAUUGUUGGCAAGGCUUUUGGCCUUAUGAUGGCAGGAUGGGUUCUUCUCUUCUUGCUUAGCAUGUCUUGGGCUCGUUCUGUGGGGCCGCUGUUGGAUAUCAAUUUUCUUGCUUGAUGAGCUGGCUAUGUGAUGUGUUAUGUCCAGGAUACUGGUUCAUUGAGAGAUUUGUUCAAGUGUGUAGUAGAAUAUACGUGUCGAAGGGGAUAGCUAAUAAUUGUG